ACUUAAUGUAUUAAAAAAUUACGUAAAGCCCAAUUGUAACCAUGGCAAUGGAUUGGCGAGAGAUAUUAAGGUUCUCUGAAAAAGAACUCAGAGAAAGCGAAAAAGAUAAGCUCUGUGAAGGUUUGUCUUGGAUGGAAGUUGAUGAUAUAGAACUUAAUUUCACCGACUUGAAGAUACUUUUUAAAGUGGCGCAAGAUGUUUUGAAAUAUAAAAACGAACAAGUGAAUAGUGCUAUGGACAAACUUAAUAAAACGAAAAGGAAAAUCAGGACAAAGGAAAGGGGCACACUCACGGACUCACCUGCAAAGAGUUCUGAUAGCGUACUGGAAACUAUAGAACACCAGGAAGAAAUAAUAAAAGCCAAUAAAUACAUCCUCGAACAGCUGUACAUAGAUAUAGCUGAACUAGAAGGAAGGAAAAAUAAACACGAGAAAGACAAUGAUUUUGAACACGAAAGUAACUCAAGCCGAGCGACGCUAUCAGAAAUGAAUGCUAUCGCGACUUUAGAAAACGAAUUAUCUAAGAAAAAUAGACAUAUCAGAAAAUUAUUAACGGAUGUGAAGAUACUCGAAGAAGAGAAUGCAACUUUGAAGGAAAAAUUGAUAGUGUUUAAGGAUAAACUGAAAGAGUCCACCCUUCUGAUUGAGAAUCUAACCGAACAGUUGUUUAAUCUCAACAAUGAGAACUCAAACAUCAAAGAUUCGCUCGGAAAGGCUGAAGAAGAGAAAGCGAAUAUGCUCGUAGAAAUAGAAACCUUGAAUAGUGAAAUAAAAAACAAACGUAACAAAACCGAAAGAAACGACGAAGAUAUAAAGCUGAAACUUCAACACUUUAAGAACCUAGCGAAGACGCAAAAACAAGAAAUUACUCAAAAAAUUAAAGAAAAUAAUCAAUUAAAAGAAGAAUUAGAACGUAUUUCGAAAUGUCUAAGCUCACCGAAAGAACGGACUAAAAAACAAGAUGACAGCAAAAAUAUUGAACUGCAAGAAAAAUUGACUGAAGCAUCACAACAAAUGAUGAAAUCUGCUAAUAUCAUACAGUCGUUGAAAGAAGAAAAUAGAAGACUGAAAAUAAUGAUAGAAGAUAUUCCAGAACAUUCUAUAAGUGAACAGAAGAAUGAGAGCGACGACGGCAAAGAGAGGAAUCUGAUAAAUAAAUUAAAGAGAAAAAUAAAAUGUCUGAACAUCGCGUUACAAGGAAGCGAGGAAAUGUUAGCGGUUAGAGAGAAAGAGAUAACAGAAAUAACAGCACAACUCCAACUGUUGAGAUCGGACGAAGGCAUAAACGCUUUGAUAGACAGUAUUAAAGAUAAAAAGAAACAUCUGAGAGUCAGGGACGAAGGUAUCAAAUCAUUGGUACAGGAAGUGAAUAAACUUAAUGACGUCAUCAACGAACUGCAGUUAGAAAAUGAAGCUAUGAGGGAAAAGUUGAAUCUACCAGAUAAUACGAAAAUUGACACUCACGGUAUAAUGAAAAAAUAUAAAGAUAUAGAAACACAAAAUAUAGAAUUACAUAAAAAGGUCCGAGAUUAUGAAGACAGGUUGAUAAACAUAGAAUUGGACAAUCGAGAAAAAAAGGCUAAAAGGUCUAAAGCGAAAAGCAUCGCUAAAACACAGACAUGUGACGAAAUACGUGAACAUGAUCGUCUCAAUGAAGAAGCAAAUAUAUCUGAAGAGAAUUUAAACAUAAACGAUAUUUUGGAAGAAAAUGAAGGACUACGAAACGGUCUAACAGAUAUACUGAAUUUGUUGAAAGAUAAUAGGUCGACAGCAGGGGUUUUGUUAUUAGAGUGUCCAAGUCUUGAAGCGCUUUUGAAUUCUAUGGAAGCGAGAAAAGCUUCGGGAUGGUUUUCUCCUCACAUGAAAACUGUUAUGGAGCUUAAAGCGGCGUUAGGUGGAAAAGAUGCGCUUUUGUCUGCUCUACACGAAUCAAGACAAGAAACUUUUGAUGUUCUGAAGAAGUUAGAAAUAGAAAAACAGAGGUAUUCAGAUCUAGAAGAGAAGUUAAAGGAAAAUAAUAAAAUAGAUAAAGUAAAUGAAACUGGAGUUGAUUUAAACAAAUUUGGGUCUUGGAUGACUGAUGAUGAGGUUAAAAAUAUAGACAUCAAUAACACGAAACAGGUCGCGGGAUUCAUUGAUACAGGAAAUGCUUUGUUCGAGAACGACUUGAAACAAACGCUUCGAUACUUUCAAGAAAAAUUUUGUCAGCUGUUUGAUAAUUUCACUUCCUUAUCAAUCAGCGCCUCUGAUGACUCUAGCAAGUGGAACAUACAAGAAGAGAAAUAUAAGGCUGAAAUCGAAAAUCUUAAAUCUCAUAUUGAUGAGCACGAAGAUGAUAGUAAUCUAUCGCCUGGUCUAUUGACUAUAACCAGUGAUAAUAUAGAGAGAAAAUAUACUUACUUAGAGGAUUUAUAUAAAAAAAUGCGUACGGAUAAGGAGAAUAUUAAAAACGAAUAUUUAGAAUUGAAGAGAGAGAGAUUGAUAGAGACUUCUGAGUACGAGAGAAAAAUACAGAAAUUACUAUUAUCAGUUCUCAAUCUGACUGACAGAUUGCGUAAUACUGUACCCUUAGAAGUAUUUUUCAAACAACGCGAAGAUCACAAUAAGUUUAUAAUUAAAUAUAGAAAUGUAUUAGAAACAAAUAUAAGUAGAGCUACCGGGAACGAGGAAUUGUUGCAGCACUUGGAUGAUAUAAAGAUGGACAUUCUAAACCGUUUCUACAAAGAAGGUGACCAAAAAGUGACUCCUGUGAAAAUUGAGGAAGUCGAACAGAACAUUUAUCAAGAACAACUAAAGAAGCUAAUUAUAGAAGUGACGGAGAAGAAUAAUGAAAUAGAAAAAUUACGAAACACCAUAUCAGAAUUGCAACUCGCAGAAUCACAGUUAACAGAUAAAAUAUUAAAUUGUGACUCAAAUCAAUUCGACUAUUACAAAAACGAAAUAGAGAAACGUAAUGAAGAAAAUCACAUGAUGAAGGAAAAGUAUCAAGAUACAAAAACGGAAUUAGAUAAAAUAUAUUUAGAGCUUCAAUCAUAUAAACAUAAAGAACUAGCAAAUGACAUAGAAAUCAAUAUGUUGAGACAUCAGAUUCUGGAUUUACAGUCUUUGGGGGAUAACAAGGCCAUUAUAGCAAGACUGAGCGGCGAAGUUUUGCUAGCUCAACUACAGGUUACAGAGAGCUAUGAAAAAAUUGAUUCACUCAAGAUUGCUCUGAACAAUGAGAAACAACUCAGAGCCGAAACUGAGGACGUGCUUAUGAGUAGACAAAAAGUCUUUGAAAUUUACUCAAAAAGAAAUGAUAAUAAAUUACGGAAUAUGUCACAACUGAUCGACACUCUGAGAGAACAGUAUCAGGGACAUUUGCCGCUGGUGUCAGUCGAAACAUUCCUCCAUAAAUUGGAAGAUAUAAAACUUAAAUCCAACGAAGUUAACGAAAAACUUAACGAUAUUAAUGAUUUACAAACAAAUUUACUUACAAAAUAUAGCAUUUACAAUAACAUAUUGGAAUUAUUGGAAAAGAAAUGUCCAGAUAAUGACACAUGCUCUCAUAAGUUGAAGAAUAUGAUAACAGAAAACAUGCAAAAACGCGAAACAGAACUCUGUAAGAAGAAAUUAGUGUCAGCAGAUGAAGCGUAUAAAAGUGUUCUGGAAAGAUGCGAUUAUCUCGAAAAAACACUGAUAUCGGUAAAUCAAGGUUUCAAAGUUGUGGAUGAUGUAGACAAAAAUGCUACACGCGUUGCAGAUUGCAAUAACGAUUUGAAAGUUGAAAACGUGCCCUCUGAAGACGAAAUGAGCAGCAUAAGCAGUUGCAGUAGAAAGAGUCGUACUUUCACAUUAUCCCCACCCAAAGUAACUAAUGAAGGAAAAACAUGUACAAGUGUUAUAGCCAAUAACGAACCCAAAAAGCUCUUGCAUGAGCAGACCCAAACUAAUUUCACACAUAUGAAAAAAACUUCUAUCACACAAACAGACGACGAUCAAUACGUUAAUGACCUCAAAACAAAAUUAAACAACUCGAUACUGAGAGGAAAUGAGAAAGACAAAAUAAUUGAAGAAAUAGAGGCCAUAGUCCAACAAAAAGAUCGUGAUAUGGCUAUCAUGACUAAAAAAUGCCUCGAACAAGAAAAAGCCUACGACCUUUUGUCGAAUAUAAAUAUACAAAAGGAUGACCUCAUUAAAAAUCUUCAAGAAACCAUUCAGACUUUAAAAAACGAUAUCGCUGAUGUUAAAUCGACUCACAUCAAACAAAUAAACAGAAUCAGAGAGACCGCUGACGUUGAAAACAAAAUGGUCACAGACACACUGAAGAAGAUAGAAGUUGACAAAAAUAAUGUCAUAGCAGAAUAUAAAGAACUGCUAGAUAAAGAGAGAGAGGAAUAUUCAAAAACAGUUAAAGGACUACAAGGGAAAGCGAGAGAAUUACAAAUGAAGUUAGACCAGAGAGACUCGACAGCGACCACUUCCGAGAAUGCCAUACAAGAAUCUAACAAAUAUUAUAACAGAAUAAGUGAUUUAGAAACGAAAAUUUUCAAACUACAAAGUGAUUUCGAAGGCAGCCAAGCUGAACUAAUUAGCCAAAAAAGCGAAUUGGAGCGUUGGAAAAUUUUAGCUUCCGAAAGACUGACGAAGAUGGAACAAUUAAGUACGCAAUUAAAGGAGAGACAUAACGACGAAAUGGAAUCAUACAAAGCGGAGAACAGACAUUGGCUCUCACAGCUAAGCGAAACUCAACGCGAACACAUGGAGUUGAGACACAGGCUGAGCGAGCAGAAGACGCUACACUUGAGACAGAUAGCAGACAAAGACGCGCUCAUCGACAGGCUGAGAACCGUUGUUAAUAAUUUGAAGAGUCAGAUACUGAAUAUGCAAACAAUGCUGACUGUGAACGACCCUAGUUUCGACCUGUCCGCGAUAGUUGAGGUGGACGAAGUGAGCGAGGUCGUCUCGCAACAAGGUUCAGACAGGCUUGAACUGAAGUUCGAGUCCACGGUCGACUUGACGGAGACGGAAGACGAGCUCAAGAUGCCGAGCAGUUCAACGGCUAUAUGGCAAGAGCCAUUAAUAGAUCGUCUGCGUAGAGAGAAACAGAUGAUUCACAAACAGAACCUAGCGCUCCGUAGACAGGUCAAAGUCCUCGUAGCCCGUGAGAGAAGGGCGCGCCUUGACUCACAGAACUUGAAGAAUCAAGUGUUCCGCAUUAGCACAAGCGGUGCUAAGACUCCGUCCGUGGAAUCGCGCGCGUUACAGAGUAAAGUCGCGUCGUUACAGGCGCAACUAGCCGGGGUAAGACGAGACGCUGCGACAUCGCUCGCACUUUGGGAUAAAUGGAAGAGAGCACAACAAGCGUCCGAUCGCUGGCAAAUGCGUUACGAAGAAAAAUGUCAAGAGAAUAACAAGUUGGACAUGAGCCUGAAUCUCAUGAAGUCGGCUGUCGCCAGACUCGAGAAGGAGAAGAGAGUUUUACUUCUCAGACUGAGCGAAACUAAACAAGAGGCACAGCUGUCUAUUGAGAAACAGGACAGCGAGUGUCCCGAGAAGGCGUUGGUUCCUUGCUCGGUUUUGCCGGUGUCCAGUCGGGCGCUGGCUGAACGCGUUGAGGCGCAACAGAGACGGAUAGUAGCCUUGGAAUUAGCUGAGAAGGGCAACGAGACGUUAGUAUCAGAGUACGAACGAGCUCUCGCGGAGAUAACGUCUCUGAAGGGACAAGUCCUGAAACUAGAGUCAACGCUUCUGGAAGCUCAGAUCAGAUCCCCUCUCAGCGCGCGAACUAACGCACAACCAGAAGUCGACUAUUGGAAGAGUUACUGCGACAUGCUCAAGGAAGAGAACAUGCAGCUGACAAUGAAAGUGAGCAGCAUGGAGAGUGCGCCGACGACAGACGCGCAGCACAGAGUGAACGACCUGGAGCAGACGGUGCUCACGCUGAGAGGCUUAGUAAGUAAAUUGCAAGCAGAAAAAUGUUCAAGUACGAAUAUUCGGAAAAACGAAUCUCGCCCGUCCAGCGGACAGAGAAGCGAUAAGGUUCGUAUUCAGGCGGAGUGUUAUCGCACAGAGAUAUCUAAUUUGAAACGUACCAUCCUCGAGAAGGACUCGUUGUUAGAGAGAUCGAGAGACAUGCUGAGAGUGGCGGCCGAGAGGGAGGAGCACUUACUGAGGGAGAACACACAACUACGUCAUCGUUUGGAACAACUUACUGAAAUCAAAGAUGGCCGUCGCUCUGCUUAACAUACGUUCAUAUUAUGUUUAAUAAGGAAAAAUAUGUUUAGGAUUAAGGAUAAAUAAAACAACCACGAACGCGUAGCUUCUUAUUAACAAACACACUACAUCAUAACAAUAAACUAUUCUAUAAUAUAAA
Messenger RNA from Danaus plexippus (monarch butterfly), 6354 nucleotides. It is a transcript of the gene Cep290, whose product is annotated as centrosomal protein of 290 kDa. NCBI's taxonomy places the organism in Eukaryota, Metazoa, Arthropoda, Insecta, Lepidoptera, Nymphalidae. The transcript is spliced from 31 exons. The record is from RefSeq and is a predicted model, not a curated record. Bases 42 to 6224 code for a protein of 2060 amino acids.